This is a messenger RNA of Syzygium oleosum, 1918 nucleotides long. RefSeq names its product serine/threonine-protein kinase AFC1-like. The record is from RefSeq and is a predicted model, not a curated record. The coding region runs from base 132 to 1421 and encodes 429 amino acids. The transcript is spliced from 12 exons. Gene Ontology annotation, molecular function: protein kinase activity; ATP binding. NCBI's taxonomy places the organism in Eukaryota, Viridiplantae, Streptophyta, Magnoliopsida, Myrtales, Myrtaceae. Gene Ontology annotation, biological process: protein phosphorylation. Gene Ontology annotation, cellular component: nucleus.
GCACGCGCAAAGAACAGGGUGGGGGGCUCAAAAUCGCUCCGCUUCCGCGGGAUCCGAUCUGCGUAGGGGGUCUCCCGUUCUCCCUCAUGAUCGGUCGAGUUCGAGACGAUUGGGGAGGGCAAGAUCUUUAGAUGGAAAUGGACUAUGUGUCCGAAUUCCCGCACAUCCACACGGAUCGGCGUCCCAGGAAGAGGCCGAGGUUAGCUUGGGAACCUCUUCCCAAGGCUCAGUCAGGAGUUUUUUGUGGGCAAGAGCUUGGGAAUGUGACAAGCUAUGGACCUCCCAGAGUACUCCAGGACCAUGCUAGUCUUUUUGUAAGGGGAUUGGAUCAAAAGGGCUCUCCCCCAUGGCGAGAUGAUGACAAGGAUGGGCAUUACAUGUUUGCAGUUGGAGAUAAUUUAACUUCUCGCUAUAAAAUCAACAGGAAAGUUGGGGAAGGCACUUUCGGACAGGUUCUGGAGUGCUGGGAUAGAGAAGCUAAGGAAAUGGUUGCCAUAAAAGUUGUGCGAAGCAUUAAAAAGUAUCGCGAAGCAGCAAUGAUAGAAAUAGAUGUGCUCCAGUUGCUUGGGAGAUAUGACAGAACGGGCAGCCGUUGUGUUCAAAUACGGGACUGGUUUGACUAUCGUAAUCAUAUCUGCAUUGUGUUUGAAAUGCUUGGACCAAGCUUGUUUGAUUUUCUUCGGAAAAACAGUUAUCGCCCAUUUCCAGUUGAUCUUGUCCGGGAACUUGGCAGACAGCUUUUGGAGUGUGUAGCAUUUAUGCAUGAUAUGCGCCUCAUUCACACAGAUUUAAAGCCUGAGAACAUACUAUUUGUAUCGGCAGAGUAUGUGAAAGUACCUGACUACAAGGCUACAUCUCGAUCACCGAAAGAAGGAAAUUACUAUAAGAGGUUGCCAAAGUCAAGUGCUAUUAAGGUCAUCGAUUUUGGAAGCACUGCUUAUGGGCAUAGAAGUCACAACUAUAUUGUAUCAACCAGGCACUACCGAGCACCAGAAGUUAUUCUUGGGCUUGGAUGGAGUUAUCCAUGUGAUAUAUGGAGUGUUGGCUGUAUCCUGGUGGAACUGUGCUCGGGGGAAGCAUUGUUUCAGACUCAUGAAAAUCUAGAGCACUUGGCCAUGAUGGAGAGGGUCUUGGGACCAUUGCCUCAGCAUAUAUUGAAAAGAGCAGAUCGACAUGCUGAGAAGUAUGUUAAAAGGGGAAGACUGGACUGGCCGGAAGGGGCGACAUCUCGGGACAGCAUUAGAGCUGUUCUAAAGUUACCUCGUCUUCAGAACCUAAUAAUGCAGCACGUGGAUCACUCUGCUGGGGACUUAAUUGACCUCGUGCAGGGUCUUCUUAGGUACGAACCGUCUGAAAGGCUGACCGCCCAUGAAGCCCUCAGACAUCCCUUCUUUUCCAGGGAUCAUUACCGGAGGUUUUAGGAAAAUAUGGUUUGCUCUGCUGGCACUCUGAUGUAUUGCUGGAGCAUUAUGUCAUUCUAUUUGCUCCACAGAUUAGAGUGAUCGAUUUGGUUCUUGAUUUGCUGUUGGAAGUGAAGGAUGAAGAAGGAAAAAAAUUUAAAAAGAAAAAAGAAAGAGAAAAAAAAGUAGGAAGAAUAUUCCACCAUCACCCAGAGCUUCUUGAUUGAGCUAUUGUAGAUAACCCCAUUAUCAAGUGAAGCUUUAUCCUUGACCAAGAUUGCAAGUUUUGUAUCUUUACAAUAUGUUGUAUCGAUUUUUUUUCUGUCCCUUACAGCUUUCGAUGAUGAGCUUUGCCUCCACGCACUGCUCAUAAGAAACUUAGGAUCAUCAAUUCAUCGAACGUAAAUGAAAGCAGAGCUGCAUUACUAGAUGACAAUUUGGAAAUGAGAUCGGAAUGCAGUUCAGCUGGAGAUGUUGUAAAUUUGGAGUAAAAUAAAUGUUUGUUUCCUGAUUGUUAA